AUGCGCUCUACCACUGAGCCAUGCGGGCUUUGAUGGUUAUCCUUGCUUGGAACAUGGACUUUUAUCCCUCAUUCUCCACCGUUGGAGCCACCGGCCCCCCACUAUUGCCUUCAGGACGGGAUGUUAGAGAGCUGACUCCCAAGCCAACGACACAGCCCGGCGCAGACCCUGCGUCGCUUGCUAGAUGCCCUGUGACGAGGGGGAUGGAGGUCCAGAGUUGGAUGAUGAUGACGAAGACGAAGACUGUGGAGGUGAAGAACACUGUGUACCACCUGGUUUUGGGUUUGGGUUGUUAGCAGGUCCUUCGAACGGACACCUUGGG
This is a messenger RNA of Neurospora tetraspora, 322 nucleotides long. RefSeq lists its product as uncharacterized. The record is from RefSeq and is a predicted model, not a curated record. The transcript has a single exon. The coding region runs from base 21 to 296 and encodes 91 amino acids. Lineage: Eukaryota; Fungi; Ascomycota; Sordariomycetes; Sordariales; Sordariaceae.